Cotesia congregata is the source of this 2688-nucleotide messenger RNA. NCBI's taxonomy places the organism in Eukaryota, Metazoa, Arthropoda, Insecta, Hymenoptera, Braconidae. The record is from the annotation of a GenBank genome assembly.
AUGGCGGCUUUAGAGUUGCAAAGUCCAAAUAUUUCUCAGGAUGAAGAGAUUUAUAAAUUGAUAAAAGAUAAUUGGAAUGAAGACAAGCCUACUGAGUCUUUAAAAGUUCUCGACCCAGAAGAUCCUCUGAUGAAACGAUUUCAAGAAGCACUCAAAACUCAUCUUGUAAAAAUAAAUAAAAAUUUAACUGAAGAAAUCAAUGAACUUAAAGUGACGUGUAAGGAGACAAAUAAAAAACGUGAAGAAAAAGGCCUUGAGAUGUAUGAAGCUCAGCGAGAAAUUUCACGCCAACAAACCGCGGUUGAAAAGUACAGAAAGUUAUUGGAAGAUAUAAAACAAAGCCGAGAAGAAAAAGAAUGUCAUUUAAUUGAGCUAAAAGAAAUACGUAACAGAGUACGUAAUGAGACUGAAGAAGAAAACCGACGUGCUGAAGAAAUGUUGCGGGAAAUUGAAAGCACAUCGUCACUGUACAAACGUUUUUCAGAGUACGAACAAGAAAUAUCCGAUCGUAUGGCUGUGGCUGAAAGAAUGUCGCAAAAAGACGCGACUGUUGAACGAGAAAUGAUUCGACAGAAACAAGAAGCUGAUUAUAUUUUGUGGAAAUUGUCAGAGGAAAUUUGGAGACUCGAAAAAGAAAUAGAUGAUUUAAGACGACAAAUUGAGAUUAAGAAUGAAGAAAAAUUAGUUGUUACUCAGACUGUUGCUGACGCGGAUGCUGAUCUCGGGGGACUUCAGAGAGAGAGAAAGGAUUUGAUGGAUGCCUGGAACAGUGUUAUUUCCAGUAUUGUACAAAGAGAUAAAGUUUUUGAUGAACUGUCUCAUGAAAGAUUAACUAUGAGAGAGUCUUUUAAAACUUUACUUACUCGGAUAGAAAAAGUUAAAAAAGACACUCAAAAAGAAAUGGAGAAUAAUGAAAAGUUAACUGAAAUUAAAUCAAGACUUGAGGAAGAAGUUAGAUGUAUUGAUGCUGGUUAUGGAGCCCAAAAUGAUCAAGCUGAAGCUAUGCAAUACAGAAUUGACAAACUUAAUAAUCAAAUUGAUUAUUAUGAUACUCAAGUUGGAGCUUUAUCUUAUGAAUUUCAAGGUCUAAAAAAUGAAGAAAAAUCUUUAGAUCAAGAACUUGAUAAAUUAGCGCAUCAAAAGAAGACUUUGGAGAAUGACGUAUCAACGAAACUUGAAGACAAAGUAAUCCAAGAUAAAGCAGUAAGAAGUCUUACUAAAGUACUGCGUGAUACCAGAGAGACAGCCAAUCAAUUGGAAUUAUCGAUGAUUCAAACAGAAAAUCAGUAUGGAAAGAAUUUAUUAAACUUAGAGCGAUUGACUAGCGACGUAUCUUCGCGAAAAGAAGAUUUAGAGGAAUUAGCACACUCUAAUAGUGUUCGAGAAAAAGAAUUGGCGGAUUUGCAAGGGCAGGUAGAAAAGUAUAAUUCAUUGAUUGAGCGUAAGCAGAAACAAAUAGUUGAGUUGAAUAAAAAAAUAGACGAGAUAAAUUCGAAGGAGGGUGGUGGUAUCGAUAUGGCGCCUCAGGAUAUUAAAAUAGCUUCGUUGGAAAAAAGUAUUGAGGAGUUUGACGCUAAAAAUCAAGAAUCUCAACAACAGUGGUUGCGUCAAGAGAGUCUUUUAGUUAGACUGACUCAGGAACAAGACGUUCAGCUAGAUGAAAUCAAUCGUCUGAGUAAACAGAUAAUGAUAAUGGAGCAAAAAAAUUUAAAACUUGAGCGUUUGCUUGAGAAUGAAAAGAAAACGGAGAAGAAUAUCGACAGACGAAUGAAUGAACUUCACCAGCGUCUGAUAAAGACUAAUGCGAUUCUUGCAGAACAAAAAGAACUUAAGGAUCAAUUGCAGGAUAAAAAUUUUAUUACCAAAGAUGAAUUUACGAAAAAGUUACAGGAUGAAGAGACUGAACUUAUUAAAUUGGAGAAUAAUAUACGUGAUUUAGCGGAAGAAAAGUCUUUGCUAGAAGACAAAUUACGUGCCGCUCACUCUGAGUAUUUAUCGUGGGAGAAAAAAGUUAAAGUUGCUGCUGAGACCUCGAGAGUUAUUAAAGAAGAACAGAAUCCUGGUGGCGAGGUUGCUGUUAUGAAGAGUGAGAUACAUAAAAUGGAAAUGAGAUUGUUGCAUUUGAAAAAAGCACAAGAAAAAAUGAUUAAAGAUAUGGAGCACUGUGUUGUUCGUAGGGAAAUGAUUAUGGAUGCUGCUUUGGCGAAAGAGCAGAAAAAUUUACGGGGAAGUCAUAAUAAACAGGUCAUGUUUGAAAAACGUAUGGAAGGACGGAGAAUGAAGAUUAAACAAAUUUCUAAGGAAAAUAAAUCUCUGGAGAAUCAAAUCUUGGAAUUACAAGCUGAAAAAAAUAUACUUGAAAUAGAAACUGAUGAGAAUAAAAAACUAUUAAAGGAUUAUGAAGAUGAAAUAUAUGAGAUAGAUAAACAAAUAGCUGAAGCUGAACUUAUGAAACAUCACAAACUUGAAUGUCUGGUGAGAAAACAACGUAAAAUAGGACUACUGCAAAAAGUCCGAGAGGGAAAAUAUAAAAUGUUUCAUAAAUCAGAGGCAAUAUUGAACGACGAAUUAGAGCGUCAGAGGAUUUUAAAUGGUGAUCUGAUAGAAAUAAUGGAGCAAACUAGCCGAGAUUUUCCUCACCUCAAAGACGAUAUAAAAAAAAUUCUGCUAACGUUACAAUUAUCAUAA